Messenger RNA from Gilbertella persicaria, 405 nucleotides. RefSeq lists its product as uncharacterized. NCBI's taxonomy places the organism in Eukaryota, Fungi, Mucoromycota, Mucoromycetes, Mucorales, Choanephoraceae. The coding region runs from base 1 to 405 and encodes 134 amino acids. The record is from RefSeq and is a predicted model, not a curated record. The transcript has a single exon.
AUGCUAUUAUCGUUUAUGAGCCAUUGCUUUUAUAAUACAAAGCAAAAAGAAAAAAAAAUCUACAGAACAAACAAGAAUGCUCUUCUAUCGAACACUAGUUCUCCCUCCGCUGUACCAUCUCCUUCGUCUCCACCUCUAGAGCAACCCAUUCCUUUGAAGGAUGAUGGCAACGAACAGUUUGCUGCUCCACUUAGGUCUCCUGAUCCUGCCUUCCUAUCCAAUUCCACCGCGAUUCAUGACAUUGAGAGUAUGAAAGGUAUUGCUCCAAGAUUUGAUACUCAUCUACAUGGUUCAGACUCAGUUCAUUCACGACAAUUUGCAUCUUAUCUUGAUAACAUUCAUUCUACUCAGCAACUGACUACUGAUGAGCAAGCUUCACUUAUGGCACCAAUCAGUUUAAGAUAA